GAAUCUGGAAGGAUCGGAUAGAAAAUUAUGAGAAAAACUCCUUAAAACAAGCUACUAAGACUCUCAAAAAUUUGAAUAAGUAAUUUACAACUCUAAUACAUAAUUCCAUACUAAAACUCCUCCUCUCAGCAGCUAAAAGCAGUCUCAUUCUCAAAAAUAUCACCUUUUUCCGUACUAAACUUCAUAUUUCUUCUUAUUCUGCUUGUCUCUCUAGGUUCGAGUACCAGUACAACAAUGAUGUAGCAAACUAUGAAAUCUACACUAAAGAAGCCAAAAAGAAGCAGGAAAUGCUGGAGAAAAUGGCUGAAGAAGAAAGCAAUGCCAAGCGAUUACUUCACAUGCGGAGGCUCAAAGAACAGCUCAACCACAAUAGGUUCUAUAAAUGAGCUUCCUCUAUGGCUUCUCCAGAAAUGGUCCAGGUUCCUAGAAAGAGGUAGAAGUCUAAAGGAGCUUGGAGAAGCUGAAAAGAAGAAUCUCACAAACCUCCUUCAGAAAAACCUGAGGAACGAUAGAGUAACACAAGGGUUUACAAGAAGAAGGGAGAGAAAUAGGAACAGGCUCUUUGCCUCCCGUACUGGAACAAAUAUCUCAAAAUCUCCUGAAGAACUCAACCUCACUGCAUCAGUUCAGGAUCACAGAAAUAGGAACAAAGGAAGGAACAGAUUUAGGAUUUCUAAAGGGAAAAAUGAUUUAGCAACCAUGAAGAACUUUCGAAAGUAAGAGCGGUAAGAAUAGAAAGGAAGAGAUUUGCUUGGCAAUGACCAAACCCUGAAAUAAAAAGAAAUAUGCCAACUUAUCAAAAGAUUUUACUGAGACAAAGAACUCUCAGAUAGCAAAAAUCUCCCAUUCCUCCAAGAAAACUGCGUUUAGAAAUAUCCAGACUGCAGAGCCGAAUAGAGUCAGGAAUGCUUGGAUAAUGCACAACAAACAGAAAGUGUUAAUGCAGCAGGAGAGGGAAGAGAGGGAGCAAAAAAUUGCCAAAAAUAUGAAAUAAGCUCCAACAACAAUACUGUAAGAUCAAGAAAGAACGUCUCCUAAAAUACAUCGUUUGUUUUGGCAAUAACAGUGAGUUGGUUAGAAGAGUUAUGGAGACCAGACACGCCUCAUGGUCAGAGAUUCCUGACAACAGUAAGAUAUAUAACUUCAAAUGGAAGCCAUUCUCUUAUGGGAUCAGAUUUGAGGAAAUCUCUUUAUAUGGCCAUCAACAAGUCGUUAAUCAUAUUUUUAAUCAUGAGGAGAUAACGAUGAAAGAUAAGUUAUUUCAUAAUAUUUCUGAAUACUGAAAGGAGCACAAAAUGGAUGUAUUUAAAUAUGUUCCUCCUACCUUCAUCCUCGAUUUCAACAGUAAGGGUUUCAUUAAUGAUCUAUGAUACCUUGAAAAAUUGUUUGAGGUAUUUAGAACAGAAGAAGCCAAUUCUGAGGAGUUUCAACUCUCGACUACAGAGAAACCCCCUCCAUAUAGUCAAGAUUCAUUGGAUAAUUUUCCUUCAGAUCUUGAACAUCACAAAAGCCAUAUUGGUGAAGGAAAUUUGUGGUUUCUGAAACUCACAAAGCUAAAUAGAGGCAGAGGAAUUUAUGUAUUUGACAGUAUGGAUCAGCUAAUCUCCCUUAUAAACGAAUGCACUGAAUCUGUGGAAGGUCAUUCUAUUGUUAAAAUAUAUGGCAAAACUUCAAAAUCUAAAAAGAAUUAUGCAAAAGUCCCAACAUUAAGCACUAAUUUGUGAAUGAAGGACACUCUGUCUCAAAGGGAUAGUGUCAAGUACCGUAGCUCCAUCUUUGUCAUUCAGAAAUAUAUAGAAAGGCCUCUCCUAAUACAGGGUAGGAAGUUUGAUAUUAGAAUUUGGGCUUUGUACUGGAACAAAAGAGUACAUAUUUUUGAAGAAGGGUACAUCAGGACUGCAUGAGAGCCAUUUUCCAAUCAAAAUACAGAUGUCAGUAACCAAUAUAUCCACUUAACAAACAACGCGAUUCAGAAGUUUGCAAAAAAUUAUGGGACUUAUGAGGAAGGAAAUCAGCUUUCUUUUGGACAAUUUCAAGAGCAUAUGGAAGCUCAAGAUCCAUGCUUUAAGAUUCAUCCAAUUUUGAAGCAAAUAGAGGAUAGUGUUGUAAUGACUUUCAGAUCUAUUGAGCAUACUUUCAUGCAACGACCUAAAAAUCAUGAUAAAAGUUGUUUCGAAAUAUUUGGAUAUGAUUUCAUGAUAGAUGAACACCUCAAGGUAUGGCUCAUAGAGUGAAAUACAAAUCCUUGUAUCGAAGAAUCAAGUAAAUUACUACAGAGAAUCAUACCCAGAAUGAUAGAUGAUGCUUUAAAUUUGGUAUUGGACGAAACUUUUAGCACACAAGAGCCUAAUUUAAAAGAUCGCUAUGACAAACCCAGGGUCUCUCAAUUUCCAAUACCAGGAUAUGAAGAUACCUGAAACCUUUGGAAGUCAGUACUUACUUUAUCAAUUUAG
Moneuplotes crassus is the source of this 2453-nucleotide messenger RNA. Lineage: Eukaryota; Ciliophora; Spirotrichea; Euplotida; Euplotidae. The record is from the annotation of a GenBank genome assembly.